CUCAAGACCAAAAAUUGUAGCUAGCAAUGGGCAUUUCAUGUUUUUUCUUGGCUUGCUUGUUUUUGGUGUCUUUGGGGCUCAUUAAUGUGAUCAAUGGGCAGCCUCUAGUCCCUGCAUUCAUCUUGUUUGGGGACUCCAUAGUUGACCAGGGCAACAACAACAAUCUUGAAACCCUUGUCAAAGCUAACUUCCCUCCCUAUGGAAGAGACUACCCCAAACACAUACCAACUGGCAGGUUUUGCAAUGGAAAGCUUGCCUCCGACUUUACAGCUGAGAACUUGGGGUUCAAUUCAUCUCCACCAGCUUAUCUAAGCCACACAGCCAAAGGGAAACAUCUCUUGACUGGAGCCAAUUUUGCAUCAGCUUCCUCUGGUUACUACGAUCUUACAGCAAAACUAUUUAAUACAAUUCCACUGAGUACACAGUUGGAGUACUACAAGGAAUAUCAGAAGAAAGUGGUGAAACUUGUAGGAAAAGUGAAUGCCACUUCACUCAUAAAUGGCUCAGUUCACUUUGUGAGUGCUGGGAGCAGUGAUUUUCUUCAGAAUUACUUUGUUAAUCCUCUGCUGUUCGAGGCUUACACUCCUGACCAGUUCUCAGACAUCCUCAUAAAAUCCUAUGCCAAAUUCGUGCAGGAACUGUAUGAACUGGGAGCAAGGAAGAUUGGAGUGACAACACUGCCACCAAUUGGAUGUGUACCGGCAGCCAUUACAAUCUUUGGUGAAGGCAGCAAUAAGUGUGUGAAAAAGUUGAACAAAGCAGCCAUUUCUUUCAACAGGAAGCUCAAUGCUACCUCUAUCAAGUUGCAGCAGAAGCUCUCCGGCCUCAAUCUCGUUGUCCUUGACAUUUACCAGCCCCUCCUUGACCUUGUCACCCAUCCAACCGAUCACGGGUUCUUUGAAGCAAGAAAGGCAUGUUGUGGCACAGGGCUGGUGGAGACAUCUUUUCUGUGCAACGCAGAGUCUCCGGGGACGUGUAAAAACGCGACGGAGUAUGUUUUCUGGGAUGGCUUUCAUCCCACACAGGCAGCCAACCAAGUUUUGUCUGAUGACCUGCUUGCCGCUGGCCUUUCCCUUAUCGGCUAAUUAACUAAUUAAUUGCAUAUAUAUACACUAAGUUUAACUUCAAGAAAUUUGUGAUUUGUGAUUUGUGUUUUUGUGUUGUCAUAUUGGUAUUGUAAUCAAAUAACAGAGAGAGUGAGUGUGUAUUCCAGCCAGCUUUAUGCAAUUUCGUAUUUUUUGUAAGCAAUAUGAAAAGAAACAAAGUUAUAUAUGCAGAGUAUUCCGGCCUUCUUCCU
Ipomoea triloba (trilobed morning glory) is the source of this 1297-nucleotide messenger RNA. Its product is annotated as GDSL esterase/lipase At5g22810-like. The coding region runs from base 27 to 1085 and encodes 352 amino acids. The transcript has 5 exons. The record is from RefSeq and is a predicted model, not a curated record. Lineage: Eukaryota; Viridiplantae; Streptophyta; Magnoliopsida; Solanales; Convolvulaceae. Gene Ontology annotation, molecular function: hydrolase activity, acting on ester bonds.